Jatropha curcas is the source of this 1754-nucleotide messenger RNA. Its product is annotated as histone-binding protein MSI1. Gene Ontology annotation, molecular function: protein binding. Lineage: Eukaryota; Viridiplantae; Streptophyta; Magnoliopsida; Malpighiales; Euphorbiaceae. The record is from RefSeq and is a predicted model, not a curated record.
AACACAGCAUAAAAGACCAACCGACUGGCCGAAUAGUGACCAGUGAAUCCUCCUCCUGCUUUUGGCGGGAAUAACUUCGGCACCUUCUCUGCAAUCCCCCAAUUCAUACUUUCUCAACCGUAUCCCAAAAAACCCUAGUCUGCAUCCUUCAGAGAGAGAAUUGAAGCGCAUAAUCGAAUUAAAUCCGAUCGAAACGUAGAGAAUCUAGGAAGAACAAUGGGGAAAGACGAAGAGGAAAUGAGGGGGGAGAUAGAGGAGAGGCUCAUAAACGAAGAAUACAAAAUAUGGAAAAAGAACACUCCUUUUCUUUACGAUCUGGUUAUCACCCAUGCCCUCGAAUGGCCUUCCCUUACAGUCGAGUGGUUACCGGACCGCGAGGAGCCUCCGGGCAAGGACUACUCCAACCAGAAGAUGAUUCUCGGUACUCACACCUCCGAGAAUGAGCCCAACUAUCUCAUGCUCGCCCAGGUCCAGCUUCCCCUCGGUGAUGCUGAGAACGAUGCCCGCCACUACGACGAUGAUCGCUCUGAUUUCGGUGGCUUUGGAGCUGCCAACGGCAAGGUCCAAAUAAUUCAGCAGAUUAAUCACGAUGGAGAAGUUAACCGGGCUCGUUAUAUGCCUCAAAACCCUUUUAUAAUUGCCACCAAGACUGUGAGUGCUGAAGUUUAUGUCUUUGACUACAGCAAGCACCCAUCUAAGCCGCCUCUCGACGGUACCUGUAAUCCCGAUUUGAGGCUGAGGGGUCACAGCACUGAAGGUUAUGGAUUGUCUUGGAGUAAGUUCAAACAAGGCCACUUGCUUAGCGGUUCUGAUGAUGCUCAAAUUUGCUUGUGGGACAUCGAUUCCACUCCCAAGAACAGGACCCUAGAUGCUAUGCAAACCUUUAAAGUUCAUGAAGGCGUUGUAGAAGAUGUAGCAUGGCAUCUUAGACAUGAAUACUUAUUUGGCUCUGUUGGGGAUGAUCAAUACCUACUCAUAUGGGAUCUCAGAACUCCAGCAGUCACCAAGCCUGUCCAAUCAGUAGUCGCUCACCAGAGUGAGGUUAACUGCUUGGCUUUUAAUCCUUUCAAUGAAUGGGUUGUUGCAACGGGAUCCACUGAUAAAACUGUUAAGUUAUUUGAUAUACGUAAGAUCAACCGAGCGCUUCACACAUUUGACUGUCACAAGGAGGAGGUUUUCCAAGUUGGGUGGAAUCCCAAGAAUGAAACUAUCUUAGCUUCUUGCUGCCUUGGUAGAAGGCUUAUGGUGUGGGAUCUUAGCAGGAUUGAUGAAGAACAGACACCAGAAGAUGCUGAAGAUGGUCCUCCAGAACUGCUUUUUAUUCAUGGUGGCCACACAAGUAAAAUAUCAGAUUUUUCAUGGAAUCCCUGUGAAGACUGGGUUAUUGCAAGUGUGGCCGAAGAUAAUAUCCUUCAGAUAUGGCAAAUGGAAGAGAAUAUCUACCAUGAUGAAGAUGACAUGCCUGGGGAUGAAUCCACAAAAGGUUCCUAAUGUAUUUUCCAACGCAACGGAUUGAUCUAAAUGUCAGCUAAAAUGGGGGCUUGGGGGAAUAUUAUUUAUUUUCCUUUUGUUUUUCUUUUUUUUCUAAUUUUGUCCUCGUGAUUUUUUGUUUAUGAGUCACCAAUGCACAGUAUUUACAUUCGAACUUGGUUUAUUUACAUUGUUUGGCAUCAUGGAAGGGCUUGGCGUUAAAUGUAACGAUGCAUUGAUGCUUAAGUUAAAAGAAGAGCAGAGAACAUGUUUGUAAUUAUUAA